Molecule: messenger RNA, 465 nt
Organism: Mesorhabditis belari
Lineage: Eukaryota; Metazoa; Nematoda; Chromadorea; Rhabditida; Rhabditidae
Source: the annotation of a GenBank genome assembly
AUGAAAACUCUCUGCUUGAUCGCUCUCGGCUUGGCCGUCAUGGUUGUGGCUCAAGGACCUGGAGGUGGUGGCCGAGGAGGCGGUCAGCAAGGUGGCCAAAUGGGAGGACAACAAGGAGGCCAAAUGGGAGGACAGCAAGGAGGACAGAUGGGAGGACAGAUGGGAGGACAACAAGGAGGACAGCGAACUGGUCAACAAGGAGGAUUUGGAGGACAACAGGGCGGUCAGAUGGGAGGCCAACAAGGUGGACAGAUGGGAGGACAACAAGGAGGCCAAAUGGGUGGACAACAGGGCGGACAAAUGGGCGGACAACGUGGUGGACAGAUGGGCGGACAAGGUCAGAUGGGCGGACAAGGCCAGAUGGGCGGACAAGGUCAGAUGGGCGGACAAGGUCAGAUGGGCGGACAAGGUCAGAUGGGCGGACAAGGUCAGAUGGGCGGACAAGGAGGACGCCCUGGAAGAAGA